AUGGAUAUAAAUACUUCUGUAAAAAUGGUUCAAAGUCUAAUACAGUUUUUUCAUCAAUAUAGAGAAAAUGGGUUUAAUUUGGCGAAAAUUGCUGCUACCAAAUUAGCUGAAGAUUCUGAUAUUGCAGUUGCUUUCAAAAAUCCACGAGUAAGAAAAAAUAAAAAAUUAUUCGAUUAUGAAAAUGUUGAAGAACCUGUGUUCAACAAUGAAGAUCGGUUUCGUACAAAUUAUUUUUUCGUCAUUCUUGACCAUGCAAUACAGUCGAUUAAGAAACGCUUUAAACAGUUAGAGACUUAUUCGGACAAUUUUGGAUUUUUACAUCGCAAUGGCAAGUUGAAAACAAUGGAAAAUGAUGAUUUAUUAAAACAUUGUAAAGAUUUGCAAUUAAUUUUAACAGAUAACGAUCUAAAAGAUAUAGAUGGAUUAGAUUUAUUUUCUGAACUAAUCAUUUUUCGAGUUUUAAUUGACGAAGAUACAAAUUCACUCCAGGCACUUAAUAUUUUAAAAACAACAAAUGGAUCAUUUCCUAAUCUAACCAUUGCUCUUAGAAUAAUGCUAACCAUUCCUGUGACAUCUGCUUGUGCGGAAAGAAGCUUUUCAAAGCUAAAGCUAAUAAAAACUUAUUUGCGCAAUCGAUUAGGCCAAGACAAACUUUCUGAACUAGCUUUAAUAUCAAUUGAAGAAGAAGUAUCGUGUUAUGGACGUCUCCAAAACCGAGUUUGUUCGCUUAUAAGAAAUACGUGGUGUAUGAGUUAUCACUAA
This is a messenger RNA of Metopolophium dirhodum (rose-grain aphid), 762 nucleotides long. RefSeq names its product zinc finger MYM-type protein 1-like. The record is from RefSeq and is a predicted model, not a curated record. Gene Ontology annotation, molecular function: protein dimerization activity. The transcript has a single exon. Lineage: Eukaryota; Metazoa; Arthropoda; Insecta; Hemiptera; Aphididae. Bases 1 to 762 code for a protein of 253 amino acids.